This is a messenger RNA of Suillus discolor, 983 nucleotides long. RefSeq lists its product as uncharacterized. The record is from RefSeq and is a predicted model, not a curated record. Bases 76 to 867 code for a protein of 263 amino acids. The transcript is spliced from 3 exons. Lineage: Eukaryota; Fungi; Basidiomycota; Agaricomycetes; Boletales; Suillaceae.
ACUCCAUCCUCACUGUGCAAGCGGAGGCAAAUACUUUAAAUGGGACCGCAAUCAUCCAACCAGCGUGAAUUGUAAAUGUUUGCUCUCAUGCUUCACCCCUUCAUAACCCUGCCCCUUAUUCUGUUCAUUUGCGAGGAAGUCAUUGCAAACACGGAAAUUAUCAACUUCCUUGCCGCUGAGGAAAGCAAUGUCGACUUCUCGUCUACCACGGUUGACAGUUGGCCAGUUUUGAAUUACAAAAAUAAUCAGGGGUAUUGGAACGUAGAUCCCCCUCUACUCGACACGCCUUUGCAGCAGGUAUGCGAGUCAGAGAAAGGCAUUGAUCCGGCGAACCCCUUCUCAUGCCAUCAUGAGCUCUGGGUAGCGCUAGAUCUCGAUGAUGAAAACUGGAUGUCCUAUUCAAAGUUUACGCUACGUCUAUCCUGGCCUGCUUCCUCCCCCGCGGAUUUUUUGCUUGAAAUCCACAGUCCUCAGGCGAUCUUGACCCGUUUGUCUAGACUACCGCACCAGUCAGCGAUAGACGAUGCUUCCAUCACUACGCCGCAUUUAUCGCGCACGGGUUUAUCCACUACUCGCCUCAAGUACGCCAGGAUACGAGUCGUUGAUACUGGCAUACGCACACCCACACGCACACCUGAUCUCCCUGUUUCGGCUGCUCGACCGAUAUCAUUCAUUCUCGUUCUCGAACAACUCUAUCUUGGCGUUAUACCGGCUUCUCUCGUUCCUGCUGCGUGUUUCCUUAUCCCCGUUCUGGCCUGUGCGGCUCUAGCCACACCGUGGAUACUUGGUUAUCUCGAUCAUUUCAUAAAGGAGGCUAGACAGGAAUUGCGCGAUUUUAGCACAGUUGAAGAAAAGAAGGAACACUGAGAUGUGUUAGUCGUGCGGUAUACAUGCAUUUUUCUCGAUGCUGUGGCGUUUCAUCUUAACCGUGGGCGAUCCAGCACUCGUGAUACAAACACUGUCAUUUUACGCGCGUCAAAGAG